AUGAUGUCGUUGAUAAUCGUGGCUAUGCUUCUGUGUGCGGGACUCAGUUCCCCCCUAGUCAUUCGCCAAUCCUGCCAUGUUCAGGACGCAGCUCACACCUUCUACGGAUUCCCCGACAACGAUCCCCCCGGCUGUGUGAUCGCAUACGAUUGCGGCCGAGGUCUGACAGCCGGUGGAGCUGGAACCUUCAACGACCCGUUAACCUUCGCCUCAGCCCCAGGCGAGUUUCAGAUCUGUGAAAUCAUCUAUGACCCCUAUCUGCGCAAGUACCUUCGCAUGGAGGAUUCCUGUGACUCUUGCAAUCGGGACUGGGCCAAUAAGGUCUGGCAUAUCGAUAUCUGGACAGGAUCCAGUACUGUCAAUGGAGGAAAUGAUCAGGUCAAUUGUGAAAACCGAUUGACCCCGGCACCGCAGCAUAAACCUAUCAUUCGAGGACCGGGGCCUAAUCUACCCGUGGACGGUAGGCGCUUCUUUCUUUGUCACGAUAGAUUUUUUGUCGCGGUGUAUAUGUUGACUGGCUAUAGCGACACCCCUCUAUGUUACGUCCGUUUGCAACGCUGGAAGCGUACUUUCCAGUUAUGA
Messenger RNA from Aspergillus oryzae RIB40, 582 nucleotides. RefSeq lists its product as uncharacterized. The record is from RefSeq and is a predicted model, not a curated record. The transcript has a single exon. NCBI's taxonomy places the organism in Eukaryota, Fungi, Ascomycota, Eurotiomycetes, Eurotiales, Aspergillaceae. Bases 1 to 582 code for a protein of 193 amino acids.